This is a messenger RNA of Phragmites australis (common reed), 2515 nucleotides long. Its product is annotated as transcription factor BHLH6-like. The transcript has 7 exons. NCBI's taxonomy places the organism in Eukaryota, Viridiplantae, Streptophyta, Magnoliopsida, Poales, Poaceae. The coding region runs from base 227 to 1192 and encodes 321 amino acids. The record is from RefSeq and is a predicted model, not a curated record. Gene Ontology annotation, molecular function: protein dimerization activity. Gene Ontology annotation, cellular component: nucleus.
AGCAAGCAACCGGCCACCCACCAGUCCACCACCGAGCUCGGCUCCGCUCAGAGGCAGCAGCAAGGCAUGGGCGCAACACUAAAAAGACGGACGCGGCCGCGCUUCCAACCCAAACCCACCACCUCCGCAUCCUCUUGCCUUCUCUCUCCUCGCCGCCUCUCCCAACGAGAACUCUCCCCUGCCUGUCCUCGGCGGUGACGUCGCGUGGUCGUCAGGCGCGGGCGGGAUGGACGAGCGGGGGCUCGGUGGCUUCGGCGGGGGCGGCGCGGGCGUGCAGGACCACGGGCGGGAGGCGAUGCUGCUCCUGCACCAUCAGCAGCGGCGGCAGCGGCAGGAGGAGGAGGAGGUGCGGCGCCAGAUGUUCGGCGGGGUGGCGUUUCCGGCAGCGUUGGGCCACGGCCAUCAGGUGGACUACGGGGAGGAAGCGGGCGGGCUCGGCGACAGCGACGCGGGCGGGUCGGAGCCCGAGCCGGCGCCGGCGCGACAGCGCGGGGGGUCCGGCAGCAAGCGGAGCCGCGCCGCCGAGGUGCAUAACCUUUCCGAGAAGGUGAGGAGGAGAAGCAAGAUCAACGAGAAGAUGAAGGCGCUGCAGAGCCUGAUACCGAACUCCAACAAGACUGACAAGGCAUCCAUGCUUGACGAUGCAAUUGAGUAUCUGAAGCAUCUCCAGCUCCAAGUGCAGAUGUUGUCUAUGAGAAAUGGUGUUUUCUUGAACCCACCGUAUUUGUCUGGAGCACUUGAGCCUGCGCAAGCAUCACAAAUGUUUGCUGCACUUGGUGGGGGCAACAUCAUAACAUCAAAGUCUGGGGCAGUGAUGCCACCUGUAAACCAAAGUUCAGGAGCUCAUCAGGCAUUUGACCCAUUAAAUCCUCCUCCACAAAAUCAACCACCAUCUCUUAUCUUAUCAAGUGUUCCUGACAAAACCAUUCCAGAGCUUCCAUUUCGCUUGGAAUCAUCACAGUCACACCUUCGAUCGUUUCAGAUGCCUGAAUCUUCUGAGAUGAUGCUUCGGGGGGAGAUAAUGGCAAAGCAUCAACUAACUUCAGCUCAAGAAAGAGUUAAUCUGCCAGGGAACAAUAUGAAUCCCAUUUGGCAUGAAUCGUCCAUCGUGAAUUCUGAUCAUUUUGAUGGUUGCUCACGUAGCAAAGAGCGAUCACAUGAUAUGCUACCAAAAAAUACAGGACAUGCGUAGAUGGAAGGAGAUGGAUGGACCGUCACCUACUGCUUGGACGUGCAAGGCUUCCCCCUCAUCCUUUGGGAGACACUGAUGAGGUUCGGAUAUACUCAGCGUCCAGAGUACCGUGGACGGGAGUACUAGGAGCAUGGUACCAGCAAAUGUGAGGUCCAUGUUCUUGUGUUCGAGACGCCCGAGCAUACAGACUGGCAACCAUGGAGUGUUGUUGCCUAUGGGGCUGAAUAUAGUGACACCUACCAAGCAGCAGCCCGUAAAGCCCUACUACACUUCUGCGAGAAGCACGAGAAGGACACCGGACGUACCCCGGUAAAAUUCUUUGCAGCAAGUGACCGUUCCCGCCCAGUGUGGCGCAAUAGGAUGAGAAGGUUGGAAGGCCUGGGUCAAAGAGAGGACGACCCUAUCAUAGUUGCUACAGUGAAGUACCUACUUGCACUAAAAGUACCUACUUGCACUAGACCAGCUAUACGAGAGCCACCGCUUUGAGUGGAGGGCAAGUAUUCAGAGGGCAGAACACUCAGAGACCCGGGAAAGAGCUCUGCGGAGGCAGUUGCAGCAAGUCCGAGAGCAGGCCGCAGCUGCAGAAAGGCGUGCCAAAGAUGUAACCAAGACCCUCAUGGAGACCUCAGAACACUAUGUCAAGGAGCUCAACCAAGCCUACUUGAUUUGCCACAGGAUACACGGAGGACCGCACCGCAAGCUCACCCCAAGGAAGAGGACCUUCCACUUGCCUCCUUUUGACAGCGUUCAGCGCUUGGAAUUACCCGGAGUUCCCCUCCUGCCCCCAGGAGUCGCCAGCGCAAUCGCGUCUGGCAGAGUUAUACCAACACCGGUCGCAGUGCCACCACCACCUCCACCAGCUCCCGAAGCAGAGCCAGAAGGCCAGAUGUAUGAAGAAGGAUCCGAGGAAGAAGAAGAAGAAGAAGAAGAACCCUUCGAGCGCGAGUUUGUGCGCGACGACGACUCAGAGGAUAGCUAGGAGUCCGUGGGGGAGAACAACAUUGACUUGGAUGGGUACGAGGAGGACAUAGCUAGAACCUUUAGUCAGAUGCACGACUUGGAGCUAGCUAGCCAUGAUGACAUUGACCUCGCUGCAGAGUGGAGUGCAGCCCACCCUUGAAGCCCCUCUUCACCAUCAGCAACGACGCAAUUCAGGAGCGCCGUCAAGACCAAUGUACCGCCUGCCGACCGCGUGUCAGACUUCCAGUAGUGAGCCCAGUGAUGUAACCCUUGUAUCGUAGUGUAGUAGCGUGUUGUGUUUGUAGCAGUUCUGUGUUGCUUGGAGUCCUUAGCUCCAAUGCCCGUGUUUGUACUGAAUCUUGU